Molecule: messenger RNA, 4008 nt
Organism: Centrocercus urophasianus (Greater sage-grouse)
Lineage: Eukaryota; Metazoa; Chordata; Aves; Galliformes; Phasianidae
Product: ubiquitin-conjugating enzyme E2 D2
Exons: 7
Coding region: 2079-2435 (118 amino acids)
Biological process (GO): protein K48-linked ubiquitination; ubiquitin-dependent protein catabolic process
Cellular component (GO): nucleus
Molecular function (GO): ubiquitin conjugating enzyme activity
Source: RefSeq, a predicted model, not a curated record
AACCUGAGGCAGCAUGGGCUGCGUAAGUGGUGCACAGAGCUUGGCAAAGUGCUGAGCAGUGCAGUGGAAAUGGUGCUGCAAGCAAAAAGCUUUGGUCCGGGCUGUGAUGUGAUGCUCAGCUGCUUGUCUGGGUACGCUGAGAGUUAGCUGGAGUCGGGCUGCAGGUGGAGGAGUGCUGUGGUGCCUUGCUCAGCUGCCUACCAGUGUCUGCUCUCAUCUGGGCUGUCCUGAGCUCUGUGGGAUGCCCAUCUUGCCUGUGUUGCCCUGUCUGCAGGAGCUGCAGCAGUGUUGGCCCUGUCCUGAUCAGUGGCUCCAAUCUCUGCUGUUGCACCUGGUGACAGGAACAAAAGGCUGUGGAGUGUGGAUUAAGUGGAAGUAACCCCAGCAGGCUUGUGUACAAAGAAGCAAUGGAGAGGAAAGCUGGUGUUCAGGCAUUUCAGUUCAGGCAUCAGUCUCGAUGGCACCAGUGUAUGUGUCUGCAUCUUGCCCCUGGUGUUUAUGCCUGGUGCUUGGAUUUUAUUCACUACCACAGACCAUGCAUGAGGCUUUCUGCAGAGUUCUUGGACAACGCAGGGAUGAGAACUUCAGGAACGAGCAGCAAACCCCAGGAGUGAACAAACUUCUGAUGCCCUGGAGCUGCUGUUGCACGAAGCAGUGUCUGGCACACCGAGCCCCUCUGGGCUGGAAGUGGGGCAGAGCCCAAAGCUGCCUGCCGUCUGACUAGAAGUCUUGCUGUCAGCGUGGAGGUGCUGCCAGCUGUGGGGCUGAUGGGCUGUCCAGGCCUGGAGCUGCUGUGCCAGCUCUGCAGCUGUUCUCAGAGCAGAUGCUGCCGGGGGGAUCACACACGGAGGAGCUGCUCUCAAGUUGCUGCUUGUGGUGUUCCUGCAGUGCUCUUAAUUCUCCCAAGGUUCUCCUCUGGCACUCAGAUUUCAUGAGGAAAGAGCUCCAGGUUUUAGAAGUGUUUAGUUCUGGACAAACUGGGAUGCGUGCUGUCAUGGUGGCCAAAGUAGCCGUGAAGUGUGGGAUAGCAGUUUACUAUAACUCAUAGAUUUGAUCAUCACCAGUAUCUUAGAAGAAAUGCCAUGUGAGGACAUACAGGGCUAGGGAAGGGGUAAUGCUGAAGGACCGUAACAGAUGGUGCUUGUUUCAGGACUUCAGCCUUAUCCCUACCCUUGUAACAGAGCAAGCAGGGCACUGCUUGGAGUGGGAGAGCAAGGGGAAGGUGAACUUGGUCCUCUGUGGGCUCCCCUGUGGUGGGCCCUGCAGUGAGGGAGCAGGGGAACGAGGAGCUGUGCUGGGGAUGCUGCCUUAACGCUCGUCUGCGGGCCUCUGCUGUAAAGCGCACAGCUCUGUCGGGUGUCUGUAGUGAUGCUGCUGUUGGGCUGCUGGCUGCCUUGUGUUGGGGUUACUGGGCAACUGAGCAGCGCCAAGCGAUCCGUGUGCUCCCUGCCUCUACUGUUCUGUCUGUGCUGUAGUUUGGCCUCACAGCAGCUCGUGGGAGCAGCUCAGUGCUUCCUGCCGAGCUUGGCUCCCGCCUGGUGCCUGGGUUCUGCAGCGCUCGGUCCCUGCACCCAGAGGAAGUUAGGUGCUGCCUUGGUGUUCUUGCUGUUCAGGCUUUGAAAGAAGAUGAAAGGUGACUGAUGCUUACAUCAGAGCUCGUUGUAGCGCGUACCCUGGCAGGCUCUGUGUUUCAUUAAGCUUGGCUUUUCUUAUGCUGCCUUCUCAUGUGCAAGUGUUGUCAAGAAGGCCAGUGGAUCUAAGCCAUUCCGUGCUCCAGAAAGGCAGAUUUUGUGAAAGGAGAAGGAUUCAAACCCUUCUGAAGAUCAAAAUGUUUCUGUUGUUCGGAAGAAGCAGCCUUAGAAUGGGAGCUGUUUUGGAGUUGCAGAGUCUUGUAGACCAAAAGUGCCUUUGGAACCCACAGUUGGAUGCUGGAGCUUCUGUGAGUGCUGCCUUGACAAGCGGAGCCAGAGCUGUGUUGCUUCACAGCCUGCCCUGUGUGCUGGCUUCUGUGUCAGGAGUUGAAUGAUCUGGCACGUGAUCCUCCAGCACAGUGUUCAGCAGGGCCUGUUGGUGAUGACAUGUUCCAUUGGCAAGCUACAAUAAUGGGACCAAACGACAGUCCCUAUCAAGGUGGAGUAUUUUUCUUGACAAUUCACUUCCCAACAGAUUAUCCCUUCAAACCACCUAAGGUUGCAUUUACAACAAGAAUCUAUCAUCCAAAUAUUAACAGUAAUGGCAGCAUUUGUCUUGAUAUUCUACGAUCACAGUGGUCCCCAGCACUAACUAUUUCAAAAGUACUUUUGUCCAUCUGUUCUCUGUUGUGUGAUCCCAAUCCAGAUGAUCCUUUAGUGCCUGAGAUUGCACGGAUCUACAAAACAGAUAGAGAAAAGUACAACAGAAUAGCUCGGGAAUGGACUCAGAAGUAUGCGAUGUAAUUAAAGAAAUUAUUGGAUAACCUCUACAAAUAAAGAUAGGGGAACUCUGAAAGAGAAAGUCCUUUUGAUUUCCAUUUGACUGCUUUCUAUGAGCCCACGCCUCAUCUUCCCCUGUGCACAUGUUUACCUGAUACAGCAGUGCUGCGUGUUGUACAUACUUGGAACAACAAAAUAGAAAUACUGUAUUUCCCCGUACCAACAUUGACUCCUAGCAGAGAAGUGUGUGUGUGAAAAGCUGGUUCUUCAGUCAUAACUUUGUGAGCCUAAAAGCAUUCCUUGUCCGUUAAAUUGGGUAAGAAAAGGUGGAUGGGAGAGUUGGGGUGGAGGUGGCGUUUGUGGGGGCAGAGCUGUCGGCCCGUGAAGGAUGGGAAGUGGAAUCCUUUUACACUCAUAACAGUUAUGAAAGGCGAGGCGAAGAACUCGAAGCCGUUUCUGUGUUCGUUUCACUCUGAAGGACCUCCUCCUUAGGUGAAUGUGCUGAGCGAUGCAGUGCCCACAGCCCUGCUGAGGGGCUGAGCCUCGCUGCUCGGCACGUGAACAGAUCGGAGCUAUUAGUGCAUCAAGUGAUGUUGAUUCGUUUCAACUCUCUCCCCUCCUCCAUGCUCUCUUUGGUUUGUACGUGGUUUCUCAGUUAAUACAUAGCUAAUAGCUCUUAUUUUUCUUAAGUUUUUUAACCGCUUAGGUCUUUCUGGAUGUAAGGGUAAAAAUCCAUUCGACGGAAAACUUGUGUAUAUUUAAAAUCCCAGCUGCUCCCCUGGAGCUUGUACGUUCGAGAAUGAUUAAUCUGUGUAAUAAACUGAUUACUACAGUCAUUACAUAUAACUCUGUGUGAAUAGGCUUUUAAUUAUUGAGAGCAGUUUGUUACAGGCUGAAACUAACGACGGAUCUCUAGAAGCCCCGCGUUCACCCGGGGUGGCGUUUGGAGGUGGUGCAGCAGUUUGGUUUGCAGCACAGCAGGCUGUGCCCCGCCGGGAGCUGCAGCUCUGGCAGCAGGGCAGGACGUGAGCUGUGCCAGGAGCCCGACUGUUACAGCCAAAAAGCAGCUUACUGAAAGGAUCAGUGACACUGCAGAGCCUGGCGGUUUUACUCCCACUUGCAUGGGACCUAACACGACGCAUAUGUACUGUAGGUAAACAGAACCUUAUGUAAUUAAAAUAAUGGAUGUAAAAGGGUAUUAAAAAAGAAAAACAACAAACUACCAAACACAUCAGCACAAACUUUCAUAAAAUGUAGCUUUUACAUAAUUACUUUGCACUAAACAUUUGCAAAUGUUCAUACACUUUUAAAUUGUACUUGUAUGUGUCUUUUUUGAACAAAGUCUUCACUUGAAUCUAGUGAAAAAUGUAGUUUGGAACUUUUCUUUGUAUACAAGUGUAUUUGCCAGCAUCAUUCGUGUGAAUAGGUGAGUCUGCAAGUUUCUCCUCUUAGUAUAAUUGUAAACGAAGCCAUCGACUAUCCAGGAGAGGCUGCGGCCUCCAGCUCUGCCGCCACAGGAGCACGUCCCAGCCGUUCUCAAGCGCAUCUUUACACUCUCGCACAAACGAGGAAUAAAUGUCCACUGCCUUUGGUCUAA